AUGUCCACGCACCACACCCAUCCAGAUCGUGAGUAUCGCCGCCGCGACGAUCGCCAUGGAAACCCAUCAAAUGAUGAUAAGCCAUCCCGAGCGAGGCCGCCGUCGCCAACCGGGAGAUCCGAGCGCCGCAGUGCAUCGCCAGACAGAGAGCCGCAUCGAACACACCGGUCACACAGGCACCACCAUCACCGCCGAGAGCAUAAUCGGCCUCGCCACACAUUGGAAGCUGUCUCCAGCCCUGUAGCCUUGCCGUUUUCGGCGCGAAUGCUGUCCAAGUCGGAUUACCGUACGUUUGAGCCGCUCUUUGCGUACUAUCUGGAUCUGCAGAAGCAGAAGUAUCUGGAGGACAUGGACGAGCGAGAGGCCAGGGGGAGAUGGAAGAGUUUCGUCGGGAAAUGGAACAGGAACGAGCUUGCGGAGGGGUGGUACGAUCCGGACAUGUUUGCCAAAUGCACGGCCAACUAUGCAAGACCGGAGGGGGACGUGAGCGGUGGGGAGAGGAGAGACGAGCGGUCACAGAAGAUUCCUACGGGGCGAGAAGAAGCGACACCUCGCGCUGGGAACAGCGACGACGACCAAGACUACGGCCCGGUGCUGCCGUCGUCAGAUCCCCGGCGCCAGGUGGUGGGCGCGAGGGUGCCGACGUUUCAGGAUCUGUCGCUGCGAAAUGAGCUCGCGGAGGAGCAGAGGGCGGCGGACCGCGAAGAACUACGACGAGCUCGGAAGGCGGAUAGGACGGUUCAAAAGGAGCGCCUGGAGGAGCUGGUGCCCCGCGCGGAACCGGGCACGCGCGAGCGGAAACUGGAGAAGAAGAAGGAGGUGAAUGACAAGAUGAGGCAGUUUAGGGAUAAGAGCCCCGGGCUGGAGGCGGGCGAUGAGAGGGAGCUUAUGGGCGGGGGGGACGAGCUGGAGGAGUAUAAGAGGACCAAGGAGAGGGAGCACAAGCGCAAGUCGGAAAGACAGGUGCAGAGGGAGGAGUUUGAGAGGGCCAAGAGAGAGGAGAUGGAGGAGAGGAGGAGGGCGUGGCAGGAGAGAGAGGAGGGCACGGUCAGUAUGCUGCGGGAGCUGGCGAAGCAGAGAUUUGGAUAA
Metarhizium brunneum ARSEF 3297 is the source of this 1089-nucleotide messenger RNA. RefSeq lists its product as uncharacterized. The record is from RefSeq and is a predicted model, not a curated record. NCBI's taxonomy places the organism in Eukaryota, Fungi, Ascomycota, Sordariomycetes, Hypocreales, Clavicipitaceae.